GCUAUUACUGACCUUAACAAAAAUGUCUGACUCUGCGUUUUAGCUAGUUCUGAAAGGCAAUCAGCUGACACUCUGGGCUGAGUCCAUGUUCCGGUUUCCAGUGCGAUUGAUAUCCUGCAAGGAUUUGUCACCGUAGAAUGUUACCUGUACUUGUCGGAGCCGGGAGUUAGGGGUGAAGAUUACGUGUGUGGGUUGCUGGGGCUUUACAUCGUGUGUGACUGAGCUGAUCAGAUUGUGAUCCAGUUAGAAGAUGAGCCCUACACAGUGGGACUUUCCUGUGGAGCUAUGCUGCCGCCCAAUGGCCUUUGUGACCCUUACAGGUUUAGAUGUAACUUUUAAUGCAGUUCACCGAGCUAUCUGGGAUGCCUUUUGUGCCAACCGAAGGGCAGAUCGUGUACCUAUCUCCUUCAAGGUUCUACCUGGUGAUCACGAGUAUCCAAAAUGCAGAACAAAGAGAACGUCUUACGAAUGGUACAUCCCAAAGGGAAUUCUAAAGACAGGCUGGAUGAACAAGCAUCUAAACCUGGUGCCUGCAUUGGUCGUGGUGUUUUAUGAACUUGACUGGGAUGAGGCCCAAUGGAAAGAGAAACAGUCGGAAUGUGCAACCAGAGUUGAAAUUGUCAGGCAGAGUUUGCAGGGGAGAAACACAAAGGUUGCUGUGGUUUUAAUUCAGAAAAAGACCCCUUUACCACCAGGGGAAGACAUGAUUGCUUCAGAAAGGGCUGCCGCUUUGUGCAAUGCCUGUGACCUGUCUGGCAAAUCCCUGUUUGUACUGCCACACACUGACCAUCUUGUGGGCUACAUAAUUAGAUUAGAGAAUGCAUUUUAUGAACAUGCACAAACCUAUUACUAUACAGAAAUCCGAAGAGUAAAAUCACACAAAGAGUUUCUGAAUAAAACCACCCACCAACUGCUGUUUGUAAGACAUCAGUUCAAAAUUGCAUUCUUCAGUGAGCUGAAACAAGAUACACAGAAUGCCUUGAAAAACUACAGGACAGCCUACAAUCUGGUUCAUGAACUCAGGUCUCAUGAAACAAAUAUGCUGGAGAUAAAAACCAUGGCUGGGUUUAUAAACUACAAGAUAUGCCGCCUGUGUUUCCAGCACAACACCCCACUUGAUGCCAUUGCACAGUUCAGAAAGCACAUUGAUUUAUGUAAAAAGAAAAUUGGUAGUGCUGAGCUGUCAUUUGAGCACGCAGCCUGGAUGUCUAAACAGUUUCAGGCCUUUGGAGAUCUAUUUGAUGAAGCUAUAAAGCUGGGCCUGACUGCGAUUCAGACACAGAAUCCUGGUUUUUACUAUCAGCAGGCAGCUUACUAUGCACAGGAGCGCAAGCAGCUUGCUGGCCACUUGUGUAAUCAUGAGGCUUCUGUUGCAUAUCCAAGUCCCGAUCCGCUUGAGACCGUCAAUGGAGUUCUUGACUUCUAUGGACAGAGGGCCUGGCGGCAGGGCAUCCUAAGUUUUGAUCUGUCAGAUCCAGAAAAAGAGAAGGCUGGGAUUCUUGCACUUCAGUUGAAAGAAAUUGAAGUCAUUCAUUCGGAGCUCAUUAUUAGCCUUUUGAGUAAUGCUGUGGCACAGUUCAAGAAAUACAAGUGUCCCAGGAUGAAGAGUCACCUGAUGGUUCAGAUGGGAGAAGAGUAUUACCAUGCUAAAGACUACACCAAAGCACUAAAGCUGCUGGACUACGUUAUGUGUGAUUAUCGAAGUGAGAGAUGGUGGACGCUGCUCACUUCUAUUCUGACAACCGCCCUUAAAUGUGCAUAUCUCAUGGCACAGCUGAAAGAUUAUAUUACCUAUUCCCUGGAGCUGCUCGGAAGAGCAUCAACCCUGAAAGAAGACCAGAAGUCAAGAAUUGAGAAGAACCUAAUUAAGGUGUUAAUGAAUGAAAGUCCUGACCCUGAGCCAGAGUGCGAUGUCACCAUGGUGAAGACGGCACAAAGACUGUGGGCAGACAGGGUUUCCUUGGCAGGAAGCAACCUGUUUACCAUUGAGGUGCAAGAAUUUGUACCUUUUGUGCAAUGCAAGGCAAAGUUUCUGUCUCCGACCUUUCAUGUUGAUUCUCCUGUUGAGUUGCAUGUGUAUCUGAGGACAGACUGCCCCCAUCCAAUCCGCUUCUCCAAACUUUGUAUUGGCUUCAGCAACCAGGAGUACAAUCAGUUCUGUGUGGUGGAAGAGCAAUACCAUGCCAGCGAAAUCCUGGAGCAGUCAACACAGGGGACUAUGUGCCUGGUACCUGGAAAAACAAGAAAAUUCACAUUUAAGUUUGUUGCAAAAACAGAAGAUGUGGGCAAGAAAAUUGAGAUUUCUUCGGUGGAUUUGAUCCUGGGUGGCGAUGCAGGACGGUGUGUGAUUUUAAAUUGGAGAGGUGGUGGAGGAGACGCAGCUUCUUCCCAGGAAGCUGUACAAGCAUCUCGUUCCUUCAAACGUAGGCCUAAGCUACCUGAAAAUGAAGUACACUGGGACAGCGUUGCAAUCCAAGCUAGCACCAUGAUUGUUUCUAGAGUUCCUAAAAUUUCCGUGCAGUUGCACCAUGAACCUCCAGCACUGAACAAUGAGAUGUAUUGCUUAAAGAUCACUAUACAGUCUCAAGAAACCACCGUCAUAAGGGAUGUGAAGAUUACUGCAGGGCUGAAACCAGGGCAGGAUGCCAACCUGACACAGAAGACUUUGGUUAGCCUCAAUGGGGCGGAACUGUGUGAUGACUCCAGCCCUGCCCUGCUGACUGAUAUCCCUGUUGGAGAUCUUCAGCCUGGAGGAAAGAUUGAGAUGCCUUUGUACAUUUGCUGUGGAACAGAGGGCACACGCAUAUUUCUGGUUUAUGUUUCAUACCUGAUAGAGACAUUUGUUGAAGACAGACAGAUUAUCUGCAAGUGUCACAAAGAUGAAACUGUGACAAUUGAAACUGUAUUUCCAUUUGAAGUUGCUGUAAAAUUUGUUUCUAUAAAGUUUGAACAUUUAGACCGUGUAUAUACAGACAUCCCAUUCUUACUAAUGACUGAUAUCCUGAGUACAUCGCCUUGGGCCCUUACUAUUAAAUCAAGUCAGCUCCAGUUGGCAUCUUCCAUCACUUCUGCAGACCAGCUGGAAUCCCAUGUAGAAAACAUUGUUUUGCAGACAGGGGAGAGCGCUAGUGAAUGUUUUUGCCUUCAGUGCCCUCCUGUAGUAAGUAAUCAGACUGGAGUGGCCACAGGAUGCUAUGUUAUUUCUUGGAAAAGGAGCUCAGCUGAUAACAGUGUUCCUGUUGUCAACACAAUGAUAACAUUACCGCAUGUGAUGGUUGAAACCAUCCCUCUCCAUAUUCGAGCAGAUUUGCCAUCUUUUGGGCGAGUAAGGGAAUCCCUCCCUGUAAAGUAUCAUCUACAAAAUAAGACCAGCCUUGUGCAGGACAUAGAAAUUGCUGUGGAGCCAAGUGAUGCUUUCAUGUUUUCUGGACUCAAAAUGAUCCGACUGCAGAUCCUUCCAGGCACUGAGCAGGAGAUGUUGUAUAACUUUUACCCCCUAAUGGCUGGAUAUCAGCAGUUGCCAUCUCUGAACAUCAACUUACUGAGGUUCCCCAAUUUCACCAGCCAUCUGCUAAAGCGCUUCUUACCAACACAUAUAUUUGUAAAGCCACAAGGGCGGCAAGCUGAAGAGGACUCCAUUGAAGCUGCCUAAGGAGGUCCUGGUUGUUCACCAGUUUUUAGCCUACAUGGGCCGUACAGUUAAACUGGUCUGGUCUGAUGAAGGAAGCAUAUUGUAACUGGAUCCUUAAUAUGGCAAGGAAAAAGAUACAUUGUGGCAAGGAGAAAGAUAUAUUAAAUGCACACUAAACAUAAAGCUGUGAAAGCCUUACCUGUGUCAUUGACAUUUAGCAGCUGUUACAAAAAGACAUUAAUUAAAACCUAAAGCCACUGUAUAGUGCAGUACAGUACUGGAACAUUCAAGAGCACAUUUAAAAAUGCUGGAUCAUCCGGACCCUAAAAGCAUGUGAGAGUUCCCAAACUCUGUGAUGGUUUCUUUAUUCGAAUAGCAAGCUUAGUGCAAAUCACAUUUUUCUUCCCCCCCAUAAAUAAAAUUAAAUAUCUCGGCACCUAAAACCUGCUGAGCUUUAUAAUUUUUUUUGUUGGAGAAAAGAAAAGCACGAUUUGCACAAAGCUUGCUAUUUAGAUGGAGAUGGUUUUGGGAUCCAAAUGCUUGAGCCCGAAGGCUUGAGUAUUGUAAGAAACAGUAACACCAAAAUAUGAAAAUGCAUAACAGUAAUUACCCUGCACUGGUACAACUGGUGUGUUUGCCUCAAAAAGGCUAGUAUAGUUUAUAUAAACAAAGCUGCUAUGUAGCCAUGGGGGUAGCCAUUAUAAGGAGAAAAGGCACAGGCACAUAGCAGAUAACGGAUAAAGCCCCAUUAUAUUCUACAGAGCUUAUCUGUUAUGUGCUAUGUAACCUGUGCCUUUUCUUCAGCUUGAAUGGCUGGCUCUCAUGGCUACGACACACCAGUUUUACCAGUGCAGGGCAACAGUAUAUUAUAAUUUAAUUACUUUAAAACACUUUAAUUUUUUGUGUUACUGUUCCUUUAAUGAGUUGAUAAGUAAAUCAGCAUGCAUUUGGGAGAAAUACUUCCCAAUAUUCGUGAUUAAGUUUCAAUUUGGAUCAUAUAGCUCCUGGAUGUUUUUUUUUCCCAUUUACUGCUGGGUUUGUAGUACAGGUAUGGGAUCCAUUAUCAGAAAAACCCAUUAUCCAGAAAUUCCAAAUUACUGAAAGACCAUCUCCCAUAGAUUUCAUUAAAAGGAAAUUUUUACAAAAUUAUUCCCUUUUCUCUGUAAAAAUAAAACAGUACCUUGUACUUGAUCCCAACUAAGAUAUAAUUAUGGGAGGCAAAGCAAUCCUAUUGGGUUUAAUUCAUGUUUAAAUGUUUUUUAGACUUAUGAUAUGAAAGUCCAACUAUGGAAAGAUCCCUUACCUGGAAACCCCCAGGUCCUGAGAAUUUUAGAUAAUGGGUCCCAUACCUGUAUAAAAAAAUAACCUGUGUGUAUUUAAGUUUAUUGUGGCUGUGUGCAUUAUCAGAAGUCAUUUAGUAUAAGGUUAAGUUAAAGAUGGGUUAUGCGUCACAAUAAUGCUUUGUAAAUAAUUGUUUCAUGUAAAGUAGACUUACUAAAUUCAUUGUCUUAUUUCUAUAAAGAAACCAAAUAAAACUUCUCAUUUCUGUCUUCUCA
Molecule: messenger RNA, 5187 nt
Organism: Xenopus tropicalis (tropical clawed frog)
Lineage: Eukaryota; Metazoa; Chordata; Amphibia; Anura; Pipidae
Gene: trappc11
Product: trafficking protein particle complex subunit 11
Cellular component (GO): Golgi apparatus
Source: RefSeq, marked provisional